This is a messenger RNA of Arachis duranensis, 1078 nucleotides long. RefSeq lists its product as uncharacterized. The transcript is spliced from 6 exons. The record is from RefSeq and is a predicted model, not a curated record. Lineage: Eukaryota; Viridiplantae; Streptophyta; Magnoliopsida; Fabales; Fabaceae. The coding region runs from base 46 to 879 and encodes 277 amino acids.
GAGGAACAAGGAAUUGAAAAAGGAAGAAACUUUGAUUGGAUUGAGAUGAUGGGUCAUGCUUCAAAGUUUGUUCAAAUAUUCAGACUCUGUCCAAUCUCUCGUUUCAACCAACACUUGUUCUUCACUACCACUACCAGUUACAAGUGCAGCAAAUUGAAAUUGGAUAUUGUGAAAACACAAUUGGCGCUAAAACUGAAGAAUACCCUUCAACAACCAGGGAAACCCUUUUUUCAUUCCCAUAGCUUCAAUCUCAAUGUCCCAGCUAACUUCCUCCGUAAAAGUAAUCGCUUUUCUGGCAGUUACUUGAGCAUUGGAAGCAUAUUAGGAGUGUCAAUUGCAUCAGCAUCAGUUAUAGCUCAUGCCAUGGAUGCUGGGGAUGCUUUGGUGGAUGAUCCUUCUGAUAACUCACAGGAUGUUUCUGAGGAGGAAGAAAUUGUGCACCACUUUUUGAAAUUCACUAGGAAAUUCUGGCUUCCUGUUCUUUUCUUUCUUACAGUGUUGACGAACUUGGAUGAUCCAAUUAUGAUCUUGUUUGUCAAAGUUACCUUGUUUCUCCUAAGCACCAAGCCCAAUCCUUUCUCUGUCUAUAUUUUUGUUGAUCAGCUGUGCGAACAAUCCAUGCGUCAAGAUACUCGUUUUUUCAAGAAAAAGCCGUAUGCCAGCAAAGUUGAAGUUCAUGACUAUAAGCUUCUAUGCCUGGCUGCUGUGGAAGUAAGAGAUCAAAAGUUCACUUUGGUUGGAAUUCUUGGUACUUGGUGGUCGUUGCCUCAUUUACCAACUUGGGAAGCAAUUUCUUUAGUUAAGAAUAGAGUUGGAAGCAUCUUUGUGAAACCAACUGAGAACUAUCACUAUCAUACUCAAUUACCUGAAUUGUGCUGAUGUAUUGGCAUGCGUGUCCAUCAAACAUUGUUGUUUUAGAUUUACUUUUGUUUGUUACUAUCUUUUUUUUUUUUCACUUUCAGUUAGAAGAUUAGAUUAUUAUUCAAUCUCUGUUUUUCUAGUUACCAUCUGAAUAAUCCUCAUAUCUAGGAUCAUAAUUAUAAAUAUUUGAUUAACAUUAUUAUAACUUUUCCAUUUU